AUGAGUCUUGGCCUCCUUAAGGUUGACAAAUUGUUGACAAAUUGUGAUGGGGCAGCUGUCUCUCUGAUCCACGACAGCCUUUUGUACGGCACGCCUUACACGCAGUCCGAAUUUCCACAAAUUCAGAUCCUCACCGCCGACAAUUCCCCUCUAGCACUUCGCGGCUCCGCAGUUGUACCAGUCUCCAUCAAAGAUAGAACUAUCCGACACCACUUCCUUGUUUCCUCGGAACUCAAAUGGAAUGUAAUUCUGGGUUCUCAAUCACUCAUCCUCCUUGAAGACGACACAGUUAUCACGGAGGUAAACUGUGUCGAAGUCUCCACAGCCCCACCCGCCGUCCCCUCUUCAAUCGAAGAAAUAAUCCCAGACAACAUUCCUAUGACCGAUCGUCGGGCCCUCUAA
This is a messenger RNA of Dibothriocephalus latus, 402 nucleotides long. The record is from the annotation of a GenBank genome assembly. NCBI's taxonomy places the organism in Eukaryota, Metazoa, Platyhelminthes, Cestoda, Diphyllobothriidea, Diphyllobothriidae.